GCUCCACAUCUCAGUGCUUAGUAGCUUCUCUGCUGUGGCGCGCAACGGUUGUCUCUCGGCGUGGGUGAUCGGCAAACGGACCGACAGACUGCAGAGCAGAAUAAAGUCAACCGCACUCGACCCACAAAAGCCGCAAGGUGAACGAAUCGGACACAGCGCUGGUAAUCUGAGCUCUCAACUCGAAGGCAACAGAAACAGUAACGAAAGGGAGGCUGUGAGGCGUAGUUUAGUUAACUUCGUUUAGGUUGAGCAGCGGUCAAAGCACCUGGAAAAUGUUCCGCGCCACGGAAAUCGGCAGCGAAGAAACAUUGCCUGCAAUUGCGGAACUCACCCAGACGACGGCUACUUCGUUAUCUGAUUUUGGGGAGCACGAGAAGCUGAGAAAGCCGCGCAUCUCAUUGCCCAACUAUGGCUUUGCACCCAUAUCUAACAUACGACUCGAGUACAAAUAUCCACGUGCCGUCUGCUUUAUACUGGCCACCAAAUUCUUCGAGGCCUUUGCAGCUAACGGCAUGCGCACCAUCCUCGUGCUCUUUUUGCGCGAUGAUCUCAGCUUUACGGAGAGUUUCUCCACGAUUGUGUUGCACAUUUUCAACUUCUUUGGACAGUUCUGUCCGAUUAUUGGAGCUAUACUGGCGGACAGCUAUAUGGGCAAUGUGCGCACCAUAUCGGGCUUCAGCUUUCUCUACGGCUUUGGCUGGCUACUGCUGACGAUGACAUCGGUGCCGUUGGUUGGCCUGUCCACGACAGCUUUUUUGUUGGUCUCGAUCUCCUUCAUAGCUGUGGGAAAUGGAUCUGUGCGCGCCUGCAUCACAUCGCUGGGUGCGCUGCAGUUCAAGCUGCCGGAGCAGGCUGUCCAUUUGGCCGAGUACUUCUCCUUCUAUUACUUCGUCUAUUAUUUUGGCAUAUUCUUGAGCAAAAUUGUCCCGCCGCUGAUAAGAGCCAAUACGCAGUGCUUCGAUAAGACGACAUGCUAUCCAGCUGUGUUUGGCACGCUAGGCAGCUCCUUCAUGGUGGCAUGGAUCAUAUUUUUGAUUGGCAAAUGCUUUUACAAAAAGGAAAAACUAUUCGGGGACAAUAUACUCUUCAAGUACUGUGGCUGCAUCAAGACGGCACUGGUCGAGAAGUGGAAACAUCGCAGAUCCGCCAAGCGAUGUAGCUAUUGGCUGCACAAUGCCAUUGGGCCAUACGACGUGAAUUUUGUGAAUGAUGUAUCCAAGGUGUUGCGUAUCACCAAGUUGUUCAUUCCAUUGCCCGUUUACUUUGCGCUGCUCGCACAGCAGGACUCCAGCUGGACCUUCCAGGCAACCAUGAUGAAUACAACAGUGCUAGGCAUCAAAAUUGAGCCGGAUCAAGCUAAAGCCGUGGGCCCGAUCUUCCUCUUCAUGCUCAUUCCUCUUUGGCAAUAUGUGACCGUUCCACUUUUGCGGCGACUGUUCCAUUGGGAGCUGAAGCCGCUGCACAGCGUCACCCUCGGCGGCAUAUGUUCAGCUGCUGCCUUUCUCUGCGCCGGCAUUCUACAAGAUCGCAUCAUGCAAUCGCCUGGUCAGAGCAUCAACAUUGUCUGGCAGCUCCCUCAGUUCCUGCUGCUUAUGAUGGGCGAAUUGCUGUUGUCCAUUCCGGGCCUGCAGUUUGCCUUCACCCAGGCGCCGUCAUCCAUGAAAUCUGUGGUCACAGCCGCUUGGUUCUUAAACAAUGCCUUUGGCAAUCUUAUCGUGGUGAUAAUUACUCAACUUGAUGCUAUGAGUUCCCAAAAGGCCGAGUAUCUGUUCUAUGCCGUGCUAAUGCUAAUCUGCAUUAUCAUUUUCACCCUGCUGGCCUACGAGUAUGGACUGCAGGAGCUCAAGAGCGAUAUGCAGGCAAGAGAUUUGGUUGUUCUGCUGCCCAAUGCGACCGACAAUGGUCCCAGCCCCAGUAGCCGGAGCGGAAGUGUGUAGUUAUGUCU
Molecule: messenger RNA, 1945 nt
Organism: Drosophila navojoa
Lineage: Eukaryota; Metazoa; Arthropoda; Insecta; Diptera; Drosophilidae
Product: peptide transporter family 1
Biological process (GO): oligopeptide transport; transmembrane transport
Cellular component (GO): membrane
Molecular function (GO): transmembrane transporter activity
Source: RefSeq, a predicted model, not a curated record